GGACACUGGCCGUGAGGAUGGCGCUGUGGAUGGCGACGCUGGCACUUGUUGGGGCGCUGGCAGAGGUCGAUUCCAAUGUGACCUCGGGCCUGAAAGUACGAAGGAACCAGGCAGUGGUGACCAUUCUCCACCUGAGUGACACGCAUAGCCUCCACCGUUCCAUGGCUGACCUGCCGAGUGCCGACAUCCUGAUCCACUCCGGGGACGUGGCCAAAGUGGGCUCGGAGAGCGAGUUGGGGGACUUCAACCAGUGGCUGUGGAGCAUCCAGCACAAGUUCCGCCACAUCCUGGUGAUCUCAGGAAACCACGAUUAUUGGGACACCAAUUGGCGUUUGAAUCGCGGAGAAGUGGCCGCGGCUGAAGCUCAUCACCCAAACUACUUGCAGAGGAAGGUGACCAAUGCACGGGUUCUCAACCACGAGCUGGUCACGGUGAUGGGUCUCAAGAUUUGGGGUGCUGGCUGGCACCCCAGGCGUGGUGACAGCAUGUCGGGGAACAACUACAGCGACGUCCCAGAGGAGGUGGACGUCCUGGUGACCCACGAAGCCGCCUUCGGCAUCUUUGACUUGACAGGUGGUGGACAUUGGGGUUCCAGCCAAGAGCUGCUAAAGGCCAUCUAUCGAGUGAAACCCAAGGUGCAUUUGUUUGGACAUAUCCAUGAACAACGGGGCCAUUGGAACAAGGCCGGCGACCGUUUCGAAGGUGGCGUGGAAUAUCAGCCGAAGCCUGGCGCCAACCAGGUCUUUCGACAGAAUGGGCCGCCACCAAGCGACUACCCCGUAGAGGUCGAGUCCAACAAUGCCAUGGCCAAUCAGCCGGUGGUGGAUCAUAGCUGGACAGGUGUAUGGGCACCACAGCACAUUGCUGGUCGUCCGCGAUUGAUUACUGCUCGAAGACAGGGAGAUGGUUGGCACUUCACAUCCUCGAUUCCGUGAGGUUUUAACUCACUCUUAAGCAAACCAAGUACGACUUUCAAAUGUGUUGGACAGAGCGCCUGUUUUCCAUGUUCGUCUCACAAAGGGGCCGAGCAUUCUUAAUUAUUUUGCAUUGAACUGCAAACCGUGCCAGUUUUUGGGUGCUGACUGCGGCAAAGCGCUUGUCGCACGCAGUUCACCCUCAGGAGCUGUGUAGCAGCUAGAACCCGCACCAGACUGCUAGGUUUAACUUGGGGGCUAUCUGUGCUGCUUGAAACAGCCGCGUUCCAAUUCGAUCCUUGCAAUGGAAUGAGCCAACUGGGGUGGCCACUCCGCCCAAUUUGGGGCAAGGAACUUGGGCUGCAAGGGUCAGCUAUUCUUUGUGCUGCAAGAAGCAGCUGAGCUAGUAUCGCUUGGCC
Molecule: messenger RNA, 1333 nt
Organism: Cladocopium goreaui
Lineage: Eukaryota; Dinophyceae; Suessiales; Symbiodiniaceae
Source: the annotation of a GenBank genome assembly